This is a messenger RNA of Aspergillus neoniger CBS 115656, 558 nucleotides long. RefSeq lists its product as uncharacterized. The coding region runs from base 254 to 415 and encodes 53 amino acids. The transcript has a single exon. The record is from RefSeq and is a predicted model, not a curated record. Lineage: Eukaryota; Fungi; Ascomycota; Eurotiomycetes; Eurotiales; Aspergillaceae.
UUCCAAACAUACAUACAAACAUACACAAAAGAGAGCGCAGCCCCAAUCGUAUCGCGUUGGUUAACCCGCAGUGUCCGGUGGGAUGAUAUUACUAGUGAGUCGUUGUCGUGGAGCAUGGGUCCAUGGGCCGCAAUCGUGUGCAUCAUCCGCGUACGUAUUGAUCCAUAACGGCAUAACCCCCCAUACGGAGGCGCUGCACAAGCGAUGCUCCAAUGCAUGUUUCAUCUUGAUAUCUAUCCAUAGAAACAGCUGAAUGCUAGCCAUCAACCUGUCAAUCCUCUGCUGGAUUUCGUUGGUGGACGCCUCAAUCGCCGCGUCAUCCCCCAGAAGUGACGGCGGUUGGUGCACUCCAAUCGGCUGGGUUCCUAGGAACGGCAAACGGCGAGCCGAGCGGUUAGGAAGGACAAGGAUCUGAUAUGGAUGGAAGACAGUCGAAGGGCAAUUAGCAGGAUCUCGAUCAGGAGUUAGUUGAAAUCUUCCGUACCGUAGUUUUUCUAGUGAGGAGACGAGAGAAAUUGGAACUGGUCCACCAUCCACGGAGUUCUCCAGCACUUUCGG